Molecule: messenger RNA, 1908 nt
Organism: Cuscuta europaea
Lineage: Eukaryota; Viridiplantae; Streptophyta; Magnoliopsida; Solanales; Convolvulaceae
Source: the annotation of a GenBank genome assembly
CUUUAACGGUAAGGGUUAAUUUAACGUGCAAACAUAAUCGCAUACCCCAAUUUUCUGAAACCCCUUUUCCGUGAAAAAACUAAAAUCCUCAAACCCUGGCUCACUGAAUGCUCUCCAUGGAAGUGCUUAUUGAUGUUACGCAUACAAGUAGAUUUAGCAAAUAGAAUUGCUGCAAAUCUCUUUCAGCUCGAAUUUCAUCAGAGAUCGUCUGUAACAGUAUACGGCGUUUCUAUCUGCUCCCUCGUCCCAACUGGCCGCCGCCGCCGUAAUGUUCCACUGUUCUAGAACGAUGGAGACCGAAGCUAACUCUUGCUAGAACGGAAAAGGGCCCACAAUCGCACCAAUCUUGUGCGGGAAACCCACUGGGCCACUGACCUUUACUCCACUGGCGCAGUAAAGGGAGGAUUUCUCCACCGAGGUCAUAGGGGCCCCCUUUCCGGUCAAGAAAUAAGCGGUGCACCGUGGAUGAUUUUCCCGCCGCUGCAAGCGCUGACGAUCGUACAUAUCAAGAGUAUAAGAGACCUAGGAGCUCGUUUAUUGGUGGGACUUGUCGCCCUGCCCCCAACAAUAUUAGUGGGCAUUAAGAUCGAUUAUUACAUAGACAGGCAAACAUUUGCCAGCUUCACUUCAACCGUGGAUGAUUUCCGAUAAAAAAUGAGAAAAACUGGCUUUUUGUUUAAAUCCCAUGCUGGAAAGUUCUCUUUUUCAUCUUGCUCGGCGUUUUGUUACUGUCCACAUCGCCUUCACCCCUCAGUACCAGCAGAACCAGGCUUCCAGAACCCAUGUAAUGUCCUUCAGAAAUUCAAAAAACCCGGUCAGGAUUUUGCUGCUUCUUUAGCUCUGAGGCACUUGAGCACAGCCCAUUCUGAAUAUAAAGGAGACCAAUCCAGCAGAGAAAACUGCCCUGUCAACUAUGAUACAAGUGAAGAGGCAGAACCAAUUGAUUAUUGGGAAGAAGAGGAAGAAGUUGAACCCGAGAUUGGUGAUGGAGGGGAUGGUGGAGGAGUUGUUUUCCAGAACUGCCAUUGGGGCGAGAAAGCAUUGUCCAUGGCCAAUCAGGUAGUCAAGGAACAUACUGUUGACAUGGAGCUCUAUGCUUUCAAAACUUCUCCUAGGGGAUACAUCUAUGUGAGACUCGACAAACUUACUAAUGAGUAUGGUUGCCCAACCAUGGAUGAGAUAGAAGAUUUCAGCCACCAAUAUAAGAAAAGGUUAGAUGAAGCAGGAACAGUGGAAGAUUUUCCAGAGGAUUUGGCUCUUGAGGUGUCAUCUCCAGGGGCAGAACGGCUACUGAAAGUGCCAGAUGACUUGAACCGGUUCAAACACAUGCCGAUGAGAGUGAGCUAUGUGGAAGACGGAUCUCGCGGUCUAGAAACUAAUAAGAUAUUUUUCUUGGACUGUAUCAACACCGACUUAGGAAAUUGUGUGUGGAAGCUGGUUGAUGUGAAAGAAAACCGGGACCCGUCUGCUAAAGGAAGACCACUAAACCGUAAACAGAAAGAUUGGAGACUCACACUGCCAUAUGCUACGAUGAAACGGGUAACAUUGUUCAUCUCCUCCUAAAUCAAGUGUAGUCUAUCCAACCUCAAGUGUUCAAAACAUAUAAUGGAAAACGGAAAGUUAUUUUACAAAUUGGAGUACAAAAACACUUUUUUGUUGCUUUUGGCCGGAAGAUGGACAGUUUUGGAUAGAGGUAAUUUUUGUGAGCUUGGAGUUUAACUUUGAGCAACUGGUACCCUUUCUUGUGCUGUAAGACUCUUCAACAUUGCUCUUAACGAGUAUUGAUGUUAUCUCUUUCCCUUUAACGAACUGCACUUGUUAUUCUGUUGUGAUAAUUGAUAUUAUAAUGUUUAUGGCUUGAAACACACAGAACUUUGAUCCGUGAACAAUAAUAAACUCUGCUCUGCA